Molecule: messenger RNA, 3096 nt
Organism: Babesia ovata
Lineage: Eukaryota; Apicomplexa; Aconoidasida; Piroplasmida; Babesiidae
Product: transport sec24-like protein
Exons: 1
Coding region: 1-3096 (1031 amino acids)
Biological process (GO): endoplasmic reticulum to Golgi vesicle-mediated transport; intracellular protein transport; COPII-coated vesicle cargo loading
Cellular component (GO): COPII vesicle coat; endoplasmic reticulum exit site
Molecular function (GO): zinc ion binding; SNARE binding
Source: RefSeq, a predicted model, not a curated record
AUGCAUACCAAGAGCUCUAGAUUUGACGGGCCGCCUCCGAUGGGCGCAACAGACGCCAAGUCGCACAAGUCGUCCGAGAAACCGCAGCCCCCGCAGGUGGUUCGCAAGAUCCCGACGUCGGAUGUGGUAUCGGUGCGAGUUGCCGUACAGGAUGUGGCCACGGCGGCUGUCGGUGGCGUCGGUAAACACCCCGGUCACCACCAGCAUCAUGCGCGUAAGCCGUCGGCGCCGCCACCUCCGCCUCGGUCGCCGGUCAUAGACGAGAACACCCAAGCUCCUCCCAGCGCCGAACCCGUCGUGUUAAACUCCCCGGAGGUGACUAGGCGCCGAACUGCCAGUGCGGACAGCAUGGCCUCGCGUAUAAGGUCAGGCUCUGAAAGCUACUACAUCGACCGUGAGCUCGAGAAGCAGGUGUUCCCCUACGGGCCGCAUACGCCCAAGAAGACAGAUUACGCCAAACUGCCGCGCCCUGCGAGCCACAUUACGGACGUCAAUGACGAGCUUGGCGACGACCAGAUCUCGCCCAUGAAGUUAUUUUUGGGACAGCAGGCGUCGGACGUCAGCGUGUGCUCGGAGCGCUUUUUGAGCACAACGCUGCAAGAGAUUCCGUUAUACGGCGAGACGUUGACCCGCAUCAAAAUCCCGUUGGCCGCUGUGGUACAGCCGUUCGCUGAGGAAAUAGACGGUAAGGUUCCUGUGGUGGACCUUGUCGCUGCCAUCGGUGAGGAGAGCCUUACGAAGCAGAAUUUGAUCCGCUGCCCGCGUUGCCAGGCCUACUUCAACCCGGCAAUGGAGGACGACUACAGGCUGAACUACCGGAUUUGCAACUUCUGCUACAGCGGGUUCAUGCUGAACGAAGCGGAGUCUGCCGCAUUGGCCCAGUUGAAGGGCAAAGACACGGACAAAGCCCGUGCCGCUCCGAUAAUGCACGGCAGCGUCGAUUUCGUGGCACCUCUGCGCUACUACGUACCCGACCUCACCGAGGAUGUGACGAUAACCGAGCAGCUGACAUCUCUGCUGUCACGUGCCAGUGAGCUCAAAUCGAUGAUCCCAUUGCUGAACAAUCCCUUAUCCCCGAAGAACGAUCUCGUGUAUUCGGCCUACGAUGUCAAAGAUUUGAGUCAGCAGUUCGAAGGAUUAGGUCAUACAGCCCACCCGCACCGUGACCAUCUGGGAGAAGGGAUGGCUGCCGAUGAGCCCUCCUCCGAAAUGCCAGCGGAGGCUCCCACCGUUUCGGUGCUACAAAACCCGGCCAGCGUGCCAUCCCAACCGGCGUGGAAGAAGCGAAUUGUGCGCAAGCCCGCUUACGUGAUUGUUGUGGAUGGCACAGCCACAUCGGUCAAGAUGGAUCUGCGCAACUGCGUGUUGCAAGGCAUGCGUUCUGUGUUCGAGGAAUGCGCCGCCUCCCGCUCCCCUGUGAGGUUCUGCGUCAUCACAUUCGACUCCGUUGUGCACCUGUACUCCCGGCGCCGCGGAUUCUUCCAAGUGAACAUUGUUUCUGAGGUGUGGGAUAACUUUUCGCCCAGCUGUGCAGACGAGCUUUUUGUCGAGUUUGAUGGCACCAACCUAGAGGAUGUUACCAGCUAUUUGGACAAGAUUUCACGUGUCGACGUGGCUGCGAGCGCCUCGUCAUCGUGUGGUAAUUUUGCGCUAUCCGUGGGUGUAUCGCUGCUCGCCGAUGCCAACACGCCAGGAACUGUCUGCAUCUUCUACGCUCAGCCCCCAGAGAUGGGCCUGGGUUACUUCUACAACCCAGUGCCAUCCUCUGACUUCAGCAUUGAGGAGUCGUUGAAGAUGUUUUACGACGGGAUUAUACAGCAGUGCUACGAGAACGGCAUCGCAGUGGACGUAUACCUCUGCGCGUCUUACGAACGCAUGGCAGGGGAUGUAUGCUUGCAGUAUGUGAGCCAGCAGACGGCCGGUCUCGGUUGCAGCUUCCCCGCGUUCGACGCCACGUCCGACGGCCAGAAGAUUGCCAAGAACCUGGCUCGACUGUUCACCGUGCCCCACGCGUACAACUGCGAGUUGAAGCUGCGCUGCAGCAAGCCCAUCGAGGUGGAGGAGAGUUACUGUCCGUUCCACAACACCCGCGCGUUCAUUGACAAGGCGACCCUGCGAGUGCCCAGACUCUCACCCGACACCGCCAUAUGCUUCGCUCUGGGCAUGGACGACCUCAUCCGCGACAAGGAAAAGCUGUUUGUGCAGUUUGCGUGCAUGUAUAACUCCAGCGUGGACGGCCGGAAGCUGGUGCGGGUGCAUACGCAGUCUAUGACCGUAUCUACGCGCGUGAACAUCAUAAUGAAGGGCGCCCGCUCCGACACCCUGGUUAACUACUACGCGCGCAAGAUGGCUUAUAACAUGAUACGUUCCGGCACGGAUGCGAGGAAGUCUAUCAAGGAGGAAUUUGUCAACAUACUGUGCAGCUACCGUCAGCUCUGCGCCCCCUCCACGCCUGACAACCAGCUGAUUCUGCCCGAGAACAUGAAGAACAUGCCGGCGGCGCUCAAUGCACUGUUCAAGAUGUACAACAGCGACGAAUUCAUAUACGACUACCUCCAGAAGAUGCUGCGUACGCUGCUCGCGCCCAUCGGCGAGAGCAUGUACACGUACCCCCAGUGCUACUGCCUGCAUCGCAGCGUGUACGACGAGCACAAAGAGGGAGUGCCUGAAGGCGGCUGGAAGUUUGCGUGUCUCGCGGUGCCGUCGUCCGCCACGGAAAUUUAUAGUGAUGGUAUGUACCUGAUCGACGACGGCCAGAAGCUGGUGCUCUUCUUCGGACCUCACGUGCGCUGGGGACUUCUGCAGGAGCUGUUCGGCAAGGAUCUGCUGCUGAACGAGGCUACCGCAGACAAACUGAGCAUCUCCAACGACACUGAAACGGGCCGCGACCUUCUAGACGUCGUCAGCCGCGUGCGCGCUCUACACAACGGAGGCCAGUUUUUGAGCCUCAAGAUUAUGCCGUACUGCUCGCGUCACCGCCGCAUCCUCAAGCUACUCAUGCUCGAGGACGAGGCUUACGGCGAGUCGGGCUACGAAGACUUUUUGGUUUCGAUGCACCGGCAGAUUAAGCAUCUCAUGGAGAGCCGGGUCGGCUGA